UCGGACUAGUGUGCGUGCAUACUUCAGCAGUACAGUGUUUCUGACAGGAGACACAAUUAGCCAACGCCGGGGCUGUUUAUGGGGACUCUGUCCAACUAGGUGUAGCAAUUAGCUGAAGUAAUUCUUUCAUCUUUGAGUGAGCAAUGUUAUGAGGUUUUAAUGCAUUCAUCUUUCUGCAUCACGCAGCGCUGUUUGCCUGCAUCCUGUUUCAAAAUGAUAGGUCAGUGUUUCUGUUCAGUGUAACCUAAUAUCCCGAGGUCAUCCAGGGUGCAUUGUAAAAUGGAUUUUCUACAGUUAAACGUAACUGUAUCAACACUACUGGAGUUUAUCAAAACCCCAAUCAAUGGCUCUGAACAAGCCAUAAAGGCAUCAGUGGAAGUUAACAACGCUACCUGUUGCAAUGCAUCGCUCAUCCCGCGUCCCCGAGCAGGGCAGAAAGAGAUGGACUCGGUGCGCAUCCUGCUCUACACGCUCAUCUUCCUCCUCAGCGUCUUCGGGAACCUGCUCAUCAUCGCCGUGCUGACACUCAACAAGCGCAUGCGCACUGUCACCAACUGCUUCCUGCUCUCGCUGGCCGUCAGUGACCUCAUGCUGGCCGUCUUCUGCAUGCCCUUCACCCUCAUCCCCAACUUGCUCCAAGACUUCAUCUUCGGCGCUGCCAUGUGCAAGAUCGUCACCUACUUCAUGGGUAUUUCCGUCAGUAUCUCUACCUUCAGCCUGGUCGCCAUAGCGAUCGAGAGGUACAGUGCCAUCUGCAACCCGCUCAAGUCGCGCUCCUGGCAGACACGUUCCCAUGCCUACAAGGUCAUCGCGGCAACCUGGGUCGUCUCUGUGAUCAUCAUGGUUCCGUAUCCGGUGUUCAGUCAGCUGGUGCCAUUCCGCAAAGCCAACAACUCCACGGGCCACAUGUGUCGACUGGACUGGCCCAGAGGGCACGUGGAGCAGACCUGGUACAUCCUGCUUCUGCUGGUGCUGUUCCUGAUCCCUGGAGUGGUGAUGAUGAUCGCCUACGGCCUCAUCUCCCGGGAGCUCUACCGGGGCAUCCAGUUCGAGCUGGAGCAGAAGAAUGAGGCCUCUGGGAUGAAAAAUGGCCUGAAUGGUGUCGUCUCUCCAAGUGGCAGUGGCAGUGGCGGCACUGGCAGUGACGAAAGCGACGGCUGCUACAUCCAGGUGCCCAAGAAGGGCGCGGCGGUGGCCGGCAACUCCAUGAAGCUGUCGCCUCUGACCGCUCCGCCCCGUGCGCCCGAGCGGCCACGCUCCAACACGUCCGAGGCCAAGCUGCUGGCCAAGAAGCGCGUCAUUCGCAUGCUGCUGGUCAUCGUGGCCAUGUUCUUCAUCUGCUGGAUGCCGCUGUACUCGGUCAACACGUGGAAGGCGUUUGACUUGCGCUCGGCCCACCGCGCCCUCUCGGGCGCCCCCAUCUCGCUCAUCCACCUGCUCUCGUACACCUCGGCCUGUGUCAACCCCAUCAUCUACUGCUUCAUGAACAAGCGCUUCCGCAAGGCGCUGCUCAGCACCUGUGCCGGGUGCCUGUGCCGCCGGGCGUUGCCGUGCCCGGGCCAUGGCGCCGGCAGGAAGGGCCGUGGGCCCGACGAUGACGUCACUGUCAUGACCACAGGCAUGUCCAAGGUCAGCUACAUGUCGGUCAGCACGGUGAUUCCACCCUAGAAGGCAUGGGCGGUGGAGGGAGUGAAAAAAUAACUGUUUGUCCCCAAUGACUCCUCAAGAGUGGUUUAUUUUAGUUUGUUUAUUUAUUCGAUUGGCUGUCACUGCAUUUUUCUAGUCAGCAUUUCUCAUGUCAGACUUCUGAUAAGAUAGUUGACUAUGGUCUUGGCUUUGUCUUUUCUUUCUUCAAUGUGUUUCAGUCUAAAUGAAUGUGUUAAAUGGUUGUUGAUGAGGGUUUUGAACUGUCCUCUUUUCUAUUUGCUUCUGCUGCUAGUUUCUCCUAUUUUGUGUGACAAAUUCAACCUGUGGAGAGUUGGCUUUUAGUCGUCUGAUUCUGCUGUUCAAUAUUCUUGUAUUAAUGUUGUGAUCUCUGUGCUAAAACUAACAGCUACAGGAUUUUUGUGGAUUCUGUGCAUUUUAAGUUUAUUUCUGCUGUAUAAAUAAUGUUUAAUCCACCAUCUAACCAGAAAAAAACAGUUCUAUAUUCACAUCAAUACAGAUUUACAAGCCCUAAAUAUAUACUUUUACCUAUUGAGCUGUAUAAUUCUUAUGGACAUCACGACUUCAUGACCAUUUUGCAUGGACAGGCUUGACCACACAGAGCAAGCUCUCCCUCUCGCUGUGCUGGACUACAGAUGGAGCUGCUGGCGGGGGCAGCACUCUGUUCCAUUCACUCUGAUCUCAUUUGUCCUGCCAGCGUGUGCAUUUCUAAUGUCUAUGUGCACGGUCCCUCUGCACAACACUGCACAGCAGUACACUGGCCUUGUGUGGAAAUUGUCUAAUGUGAAAGCAGACAGUUUUUCACUUUGGCAAUCAAGGACGAAGCAUUUAUUGAGGAACAAAAACAUUGAACCAUUGAACAUUGAACUAAAAUGGUUUCACCCUUCACCAUGACAACUGUGGAACUUGUGUUACAAUGAUAUUUUCUUACUAGAAGGCAUGGCAUUUACGUAAGCCAGACAGGUACUGUGUGCGUGCACUAUUGCUUAAAGUGAAUUAUGUCACUAAUCUGUGACAUUAUAUCACUAAUCAGUCACUACUCUGACCUUUUUUCAUUCACCAUAUACUAUAACGUAUAUCACAUCAAAAUAUUCUUGUUUUUUUAUUUUGUUUUGUGAUUUCAUCAGAUGUUCCUAUCCAGCCAACCUAUCAUUUUUAAGAGGGCUGGUUACCUGUACAUACUCCAUUUAUUCGACCUGGCAUCCAUCAGAAAACCACAGCAUGUCUAUGGAUAAAAAAGGGGCAUGGACUUAAACAGAGUAAUCUUUCAUCAAAAUAGGCUUUCUUGUUCAUUUUCACAUUGUGAUCAGUCGUCUACCUCAGCUUCACCUCUGCUGUAUACCCUCCUUCUCUCUGGUAAUAACCUGCAAAUCAAUAUGCUGCUUUGCUAUUCAAGCUCAUUUCCUUUGCCUCAGAGAAGACCAUAUAAAAGUACUGUAAUGGCUUGUGUUACAUCAAGUAUAUUACACCUGUAAAAAGGACUUCUCGGAGAUCUAGACAAAGUGAUUCUAACUCUCCAUCUCUGAAGCUGACGAUAGCAGACACACUCAAUGAGUCCACUUCACACUGGGCCCCUGUCCAAAAUUCCAGUUCCUUUAAACGAAUUUCUCUCCACCAACACAAUGUAUUAAUCUGUUGCUCUCUGUGGCGUUACAGAAUAGCGGUGAAUGAAUCAGACGUGAAACGAAGUGGCACCCACAGUCGAAGUGAGAUGACCAGGACAGAUGUGAAUUGAUAGUGUUUUGUUUUUGCUGGAGUUAUGCUUUUGGCUAUCGUGAAUGGAGCCAACAAAAGUGUAAUGUUGUGCUACACCACAAGAUGGAUGGCUAUAAUCUGUUAGCUGAACAGUCAUGCAGUUUUAAUGGUGUAUUGCUGCUGGUGGUUCCUGAGCUGUGUACACUGCUGAUGUAAGGAGAGAAAUUGUCGCCUCGAACACACAGCUGUCAGACACUAUUAGAGCCCCCACCCCCUGUUUACCUUUGCCUGCCUGAAAGUCAAUAUACCCCUAAAGCCCAUAGACUCAUGUGUUAGUGUGUGUGUGUGUGUGUGUGUGUGUGUGUGUUCCAUUAGAUAUGGUAUUUCCCAUGCCAUGCCCAUAGGGACUUUCUUCUUAUUUGUCUUCUACUCCUUUCUCCUUCAUCCUGCUAUCUCUUCUCUCAUCUGCCUGAAAACACCACUGAUAUGUCACUGCAUGCAUUAGCAAAUGCAUAUUCUCUCUCUCACACACACACACACACACACUGCUUGCACAUUCUUUAAAAAUGUUUUCUCACCUCUUGUGUCUCUAUGUGUGUAAGUAUUUGUGCUUGCAUUCGCUUGCGUGUCAGUGUGUCUUUCAAGUCACUCUUUUGAAGUGAUAACUUUGGAAGUGAAGAAAUGGAAGUUGUCAGGUUUGGAUCAAUCUUUGUUUUUGAACAAGGCGAGUUCCUGGACUCCUUUACAGUGAACCUUAAAUUGGCUCCUAUCCUAGCAAUAAUCCUGGUUGUAACUGUGCUUUUACUGUCUUGACAGCCCCCCUCAAUCAGAGUCUAGCCAGACACAAGAGGAACUGUCUGAGACACCAAAGUUUCCAGGGACACUUUUAACAAGGCUUUUAUCCGCUCCAUUCAAUCAAGCUCUGCUUUGAUCCAUGAGCCUAAUAUCAGCUGGGGUGACUUAUGUUUAAUUGAAAUUUCUUUCAUAACCACCAAAGACAAUAGGAAUAACAGACGAGCCCUUGUUCCUCUGUGUUGACUUCAAGCAACGACGGUAAACAAUAUUUUCUUGUUUAGAAGCCCCCUAAUUACCUGUUGGCCACAAAGGACCCCUCUGUCUCCCCUUUCAUUGCUUUCAAAUUGAGAAUGGCUGUUUUUAGCCCCGGUUAUGGGCUCUAGAAUGGACAGCUUGAGCUCUCUCAAGAGGGAGAUGCAACACAGGCUGCAUUAUUAGACCAACAAUAUGACUGAGAAUAACACUUUAAGGCGAGACAGUGGGCUAUAUAGAAUCUCCGGUUUAUUAACUGUCCAUGGAAUGCGCCUCUCUAAAGAAAGAAUUAUUAAAUAUUAGCAGCCUGCGAAGAAUAUGUUUUGUUGUUAACUGUGAACUAUAUUCAACUGUAUCAUAGCCAGUGUGUUAUAUAUGUUUAAAUGUAAUGUGUUGUGCCAAGAUAUAUUGCUCUCUUAAGUGGCAGUCUCUAUGUAUUAGGAAAAUAUUAUGCAGUGCUGAUUAUUAGAUACCGUGCGUCUCAAAGCAAUGUCAGUGUGUCUGUGUGUAGAUAUUAUGGAUAAUAAUUUCCAACCCUCGCCCUCCAAAGACAAAGCAAACUUGCCAUGUUAUAUAAAUAUUUGUGAAAAAUUUUUUUCCACUGUAUAAGCAUUGAUAGCUCCGACAGAAAACACUAACUAGAGAAUGUGAAAGGAAGAACUUUUUAACAUCACAGUCUCAAGGCCACCAUAGCCUUAACAGAGAGAGAGAGAGAGAGAGAGAGUAUGUGUGCAUGUGUGCAGUGUGCAUGUAGCACUGUGUGUGUGUGUGUGUGUGUGCGUAUUUGUGUAUGUGAUUUUGGAUUAUAGAUCCUGAGCUGGCCACCCUGGGGCAACGGGGUAUUGUUUGUACUUUAACUUCAGAGAUACCUGUUCAAUCACUGUAGAAAAAUGGGCCGCUUUGUCAUUUAUAUUGUUUUGUAUUAUGAGAUGAUCGAACUGAUCCUCAUUUACCGUGCCUCUUGUUCCACAAAAAAGAAAACAAAAUGAAACGCCAGAGCCCAUAUUUCUGUUAUUUAUGAUUCAGUGAUUAUAUGAAUUAAAGCUCUUUGAAAGGACACCAUUUAGGUGAGGAAUAGCUGUUAGCUUGCCAAAUCAUCUUGCCGGAACAUCUCUAUGUGGUGCUGGCUGAGUCACUGAGUCGUUAUCUGUGCACGCACCCUCUCAGUGGCCACUGUGAACCCUUUUAACAUCACUUCUGUGAUUAUUUAGGUGUGUGCUCGCGACUGCGCUAGAAAGUCUUUGUGAAAGUCAUCAGCAGUUCUUACAACGGCAAGUUCUUAUCUGCAAUCAUAAACAGCAAGCUCCUUUUACAGCUUCUUCCUCUCCCACCUUGGUUAAAAGGAGGAUUGUGUGCCUUUAUCGUGAUCUGGUACAUUUACGAUUACAGCCUGCUGACAAAUAUGGUGAUUCAUAGCUUGGUAUUAAAAGCAAUGAGACAAACAUUUACCUUUGCCUCUUGUUACGAGUAUAACAGUUGGAACAGUGUGUCAGUGAGUGGUCAACUUAAGGUUUACCUUGUGUGUACACACCAGAGGAGUGAUGGGGAUUGUAAUGUAGACAUGUGUAGGCUUCCUCGAAGAGUGUGUACAGUACAUAGUAGCGGGGUGGGGUGGGUGCAUUGUCUCUGCCAUACAUGUAAAUAUAUAUGUAUGUGAAACUGUGUCUGUGGAAGUCUGCCUGGCAGACCAACGAGGUUCACACUGAAUAAAGCUUUGUUCGUGA
Alosa sapidissima (American shad) is the source of this 6131-nucleotide messenger RNA. Its product is annotated as cholecystokinin receptor-like. Bases 280 to 1668 code for a protein of 462 amino acids. The transcript has 5 exons. The record is from RefSeq and is a predicted model, not a curated record. Gene Ontology annotation, cellular component: membrane. Lineage: Eukaryota; Metazoa; Chordata; Actinopteri; Clupeiformes; Clupeidae. Gene Ontology annotation, biological process: neuropeptide signaling pathway. Gene Ontology annotation, molecular function: gastrin receptor activity; neuropeptide receptor activity.